CAUGGGGAGACAUGUUCCCGUCUUGUCACCCUUUACUUGAAGAGCAUCACUCUCCCAUCAAUCUGGACCACCAGAUGACCAGGAACGAGUCUCUGGGAUCUUUACAUCUGGAGGGCUUCGAUGUGAUCCAGACGGGUCUCUGGACCGUUAAAAACGACGGGCACUCUGUCGUGCUGCAGGUCGGCAACGGCAUGUCGGUGAGCGGUGGAGGUCUUCCAGAUGUGUACCACACCAUCCAGCUGCACUUCCACUGGGGAGGCCCGGCCACUAACGGUUCAGAGCACACGGUGGACAGACGCAGAUACCCGAUGGAGAUGCACGUCGUCAACAUGAAGUCCAUCCAUCCCAACAUGACGGCGGCCUUGGACGACCCAACAGGACUUGCUGUUCUUGGAUUCUUUCUUGACGUUGUUUACGCAGACAAUGUGCACUUUGGACUCAUCUCACAAAAGCUGUCCUCUGUUGCUUACAAAGGUGAGAGAACACGAGUAGAAAGGUCCCUCCUGCCAGAUGUCUCUAGUGUUUGUAACUCUGUUCUCCUGUGCGUCCUCCUUCAAGGCCAAACUUCUCAAAUCAAGCCAUUUCCACUGAUGAACCUUCUGCCGAAGCACAACAUGAGUCAGUAUUACCGUUAUUACGGCGGUCUCACCACUCCUCCAUGUUCUCAAGUGGUUGUGUGGACUCUGUACGAAGUUCCCAUCUACAUCUCAUGGUCCCAACUGGCGCAGUUUACCUCACAGAUCUUCUCCACAGAGGAGGAUGCAAAGCAGGUGACGCCUCUGCAGAACAACUUCCGACACAUCCACCCCACCUUCAGUCGCAUCGUCUCCGUGUCCAAAGAGGCCAAACUCCUCACAGGGACGUCCGGUCGGCCCCUCGGCUCAGAUGUGUCACUGCAGCUGCUUCCAAUCCUUUUGCUGGGAAGCCUCAUCUCUGGACUUUAAUGACAUGGCCACACAACGAUGGAUUCAUGUGUUACUCCAAAAGGACAG
Molecule: messenger RNA, 992 nt
Organism: Cyclopterus lumpus (lumpfish)
Lineage: Eukaryota; Metazoa; Chordata; Actinopteri; Perciformes; Cyclopteridae
Gene: car15
Product: carbonic anhydrase 15
Exons: 5
Coding region: 12-944 (310 amino acids)
Cellular component (GO): plasma membrane
Molecular function (GO): carbonate dehydratase activity; zinc ion binding
Source: RefSeq, a predicted model, not a curated record